This is a messenger RNA of Fusarium oxysporum Fo47, 1605 nucleotides long. RefSeq lists its product as uncharacterized. Gene Ontology annotation, cellular component: mitochondrion. Gene Ontology annotation, biological process: carnitine biosynthetic process. Lineage: Eukaryota; Fungi; Ascomycota; Sordariomycetes; Hypocreales; Nectriaceae. The coding region runs from base 62 to 1531 and encodes 489 amino acids. The transcript is spliced from 10 exons. The record is from RefSeq and is a predicted model, not a curated record. Gene Ontology annotation, molecular function: iron ion binding; trimethyllysine dioxygenase activity.
GUAGUCAUUGACCUCUAAACAAAAACUCUAGUAUUAUUUACCGUCUCUCAACUCUGUCGCAAUGUUCAGCCGAUUUGCUCGAUCUCCGGGCACCAGGCUCUUUAGCCGUCCUGGUCCUUUAAGCGCCGCAGUCUCUGGGAAGAAAACGUACAGUCUGGGCUCCAUGCUAUCCCAAGAAGCCAAAAGGAGGCAAAGGGAAGCCCAAUCGGAAAUGGGGAUGCAAAUCGAAAAGUCCGCCCACAAAACAACUAUUCAACGUACAGAAACAUCGCAGAUUCGCAUGGAACGCCAGGCCUUGGAUGGUAAAAGUACAACCGAGUAUCGUACCUUUCCUAACAUGUGGUUACGAGAUAACUGCCAAUGCAGCCAAUGUGUUAACCAGGAUACAAAGCAAAGGAAUGUUGACACUUUCCAGUUGAAAGAGGAGGAUCUCAAAGUAGUUGAUUUCAAAGAAACAGAGGACAAACUCCAUGUUAACUGGUCUGACGGCCACGAGAGCCAGCAUCCUCUGUCAUACCUCUACUGCUGGUUCAAAGGAGCAUACGCCAAAGAGUUUGGUAAGGAUCAUGUGAUCCGAUUGUGGGACUCAUCCAUUGGAACUCAUCCUCCCUCAGUUCCUUACAACCAAUUCUUUGUCGACCACGGUUGGGAAGCUAUCGGUGAGCUUACGAAAAAUAUUCGUAUUCACGGCUUCUGCUUCGUCACAGAUGCACCAGUCUAUCCCGAGUCCACGGAAGAUCUCCUAAAGCGCCUGGGUCCGAUCAGAAAUACACAUUAUGGCGGCUUCUACGACUUUACACCAGAUCUUGCUAUGGCUGAUACGGCGUACACAAACCUCGCUCUGCCAGCUCAUACAGACACUACAUAUUUUACCGAGCCUGCAGGCUUACAAGCAUUUCACUGUCUCUCACACGAGCCAGCUCCGGGUGAAGCGCUUGAAGAAGGGGAGUCCUUAGGCGGAGAGUCACUCCUUGUUGAUGGCUUCAAAGCUGCUGUAACUCUAAGAAAGGAGAACCCUUGGGCUUUCAAAACUCUUGCCCAAGUCGAGCUGCCAUGGCAUGCAAGCGGUAACGUAGGAAUAUCUAUUUCUCCAGACAAGGUGUAUCCUGUCAUUGAGCAGGAGCAAGGUGGUCAUUUGAAGCGAAUUCGUUGGAAUAACGAUGAUCGUGGUGCUGUGAAUCCCUACGAGGCUAAGAACUGGUACGCCGCGGCUCGAGCGUGGAAUGAGAUUUUGCGCCGCAAAGAGAAUGAAUAUUGGUUCAAGUUGGAACCCGGAAAGAUCGUCAUCUUCAACAACUGGCGAGUUUUGCACGGCCGAAGUGCGUUCAAGGGCAUUCGGCGAAUCUGUGGCGCCUACAUCCCCUAUGAUGACUUUGUGUCUUGCUACCGGGUGACAAACACACCAGGAGGUCGGGUCGAUGGACGCAGCUACAACAACAGACCGAGGGUCAUAGGUGAUACUCGGAGCAAGAACUACAAAGACGUUACUAAAGCUCCUGAACAAGAAGCGCCUGCCAUACAGGAAAGUUGAAGAAGCCGGUAAACAAGGAAGCGAUUCGAUUUUAGCUGGAUGGCUGUUGAAAUAGUUGGCCCCUUAUCAGUAAG